CAAUAGUAACAGCCCCAACAUCUACAGCCAUAAUCAGUCGACGAGUCCACAGCAACAAGACAUUCACAAUCGCCUACAAUAUUUGCAACAACAGCAACAACAACUUCUCGUAGAACAACAGUACCUCAAUCACAUUCGUCAUUUGCAUCAUUUGCGUCAGCACUACGAGUACUAUCAUCAUCAACGUUAUCGUUUAUCGUUGCCUGUGCUGCCACGUUUUCAACUGCAAGUGCAGCAACAGCUAGUACGACCUAUACAGGCAGUGCAGCAGCAGCAGCAGCAGCAUACAGCACUAACGCUGGUGCCCACUCAGCAACAGCACCCACAGCCUUUGACGGCUUCAUCAUCUUCAUCAACAGUGCCGGUGGUGCACAACGAAGACGAGAGCGCCGUCGUUGUCGCUUCCGCUCCCGCAUCCGCACCCGCUUCCGCUACUGCAGCCUCUGCCUCUGCUUCCGCUGUCGCCGUCAUCGCCGCCUCUGGAACACCCUGCACGCAGCCGCAGCCGCAGCAACAGCAGCCGCAGGCGCAGCAGCAGCAACAACCAUUCACCCUGUUACAACACACACAAAUGUCCAAUAAGCUAAAUCCGAAACGCCGUGAAGGUCCGAUCGCUACCGGUACCGGCACACCAUCGGCCGGCAAUACAUCCUCAGCCGCUAACACAUCCUCCUCCUCUAGUUCGUCACUGUCGUCCGCUGGUGGCGGUGAUGGUGGCAUGUCUGCCGAUUUAACUUCGUUGUUCGAGUGCCCGGUGUGCUUCGAUUAUGUUUUGCCACCGAUAUUACAAUGUUCUAGCGGGCAUCUGGUAUGCGUAUCAUGUCGCUCGAAACUCACCUGCUGUCCUACAUGUCGCGGCCCAUUGGCCAACAUACGCAAUUUGGCAAUGGAAAAGGUCGCCUCCAAUGUGAAAUUUCCGUGCAAACACUCAGGUUACGGCUGUACAGCAUCGCUUGUCUACACCGAAAAGACCGAGCACGAAGAGACAUGCGAAUGUCGACCAUAUCUAUGCCCAUGUCCGGGUGCAUCGUGCAAAUGGCAAGGUCCAUUAGAUUUGGUCAUGCAACACCUAAUGAUGUCCCACAAAAGCAUCACCACGCUACAGGGGGAGGAUAUUGUCUUCCUUGCAACCGAUAUCAAUCUGCCUGGCGCUGUUGAUUGGGUUAUGAUGCAGUCAUGUUUUGGUCAUCAUUUCAUGUUGGUGCUCGAGAAGCAAGAAAAAUAUGAUGGGCAUCAGCAAUUCUUCGCCAUCGUGCAGUUGAUCGGCUCACGGAAAGAAGCCGAAAAUUUCGUGUAUCGAUUGGAGUUGAAUGGCAACCGUAGACGCCUCACCUGGGAGGCUAUGCCGCGCUCCAUACACGAAGGUGUUGCCUCUGCUAUACACAACUCGGAUUGCUUGGUGUUUGAUACAUCGAUUGCACAACUCUUUGCGGAUAAUGGCAAUCUGGGAAUAAAUGUAACAAUUUCAAUUGUCUAAAAAGGACUUACACACACAUACUUAUAUACCAACACACACUUACACAUGUAGAGAGAGAAGACAAGAACAGGAAAUAUUUGUAGAAGAUAAAGCGUGGAAAUUUAAGGGGAAAGAUAGUGCGAUAAUGAAGAGAGAGGGAAUGAGGUCACGUGGUAUUGCAAAAUGGGACUUAAUGGAAGAAAGCGACUAUUGAGCAGGGAACGAAAAAUGGCUGCAGAUAUGCAUACAUACAUACAGUUUGCAAAGAAAAUUCUUUUUUUUUUUUUUUAGAGAUUUUAGUAAAAUGUAAAAAAUA
This is a messenger RNA of Rhagoletis pomonella (apple maggot), 1772 nucleotides long. Its product is annotated as E3 ubiquitin-protein ligase sina. NCBI's taxonomy places the organism in Eukaryota, Metazoa, Arthropoda, Insecta, Diptera, Tephritidae. Gene Ontology annotation, biological process: multicellular organism development; proteasome-mediated ubiquitin-dependent protein catabolic process. Gene Ontology annotation, cellular component: cytoplasm. Gene Ontology annotation, molecular function: ubiquitin conjugating enzyme binding; ubiquitin protein ligase activity; zinc ion binding. The record is from RefSeq and is a predicted model, not a curated record.